This is a messenger RNA of Lycium ferocissimum, 1584 nucleotides long. RefSeq lists its product as uncharacterized. The transcript has 2 exons. NCBI's taxonomy places the organism in Eukaryota, Viridiplantae, Streptophyta, Magnoliopsida, Solanales, Solanaceae. The record is from RefSeq and is a predicted model, not a curated record. Bases 1 to 1584 code for a protein of 527 amino acids.
AUGUCUUCUUCAAAUUAUUUUCGUUCUUGGAUGGAUCGACCUCAUUUGGAUCCGGACACGAGAUUGCUUACGGAAGAAUACAAUCAAGGUAUAAUCGAGUUCAUGAGGGUAGCUCGCCAACAACCGGAAGCAGAAACAGGUAUGUUAAGAUGUCCUUGCUCUAAUUGUAAAAAUAGAAAAGUUAUUAAAGAGUGGGAUGUUUGGACUCAUCUAUUAUUGAGUGGGUUUACACGAAGUUACAAAAUUUGGUAUCAUCAUGGGGAAACUGAUUAUGAACUUGGUAGUACUAGCGAACCUCAGCCGGCGGUUAGAUUAGAAGAACCAAUUAGGGCGGAUGUAGAUUAUGGUGUAGGUACUGAGCAGAUGAUAAAUGAUCAUUUUAGAGGGGAAGAUUUACCCAAUGCAGAAGCUAGGAGAUUUUAUGAAAUGUUGGAUGCUGGAAAGCAACCAUUGUACGAAGGUUGCAGAGAUGGUCAUUCAGCUUUAUCAUCUGCUAUGAGACUGAUGGGCAUUAAAACAGAUUAUAAUUUGGCUGAAGACUGUGUGGAUGCGAUAGCUAAUUUUGUUAAAGGUAUUCUACCUGAGGAUAAUGUAAUAGAUGUAUGCAGCGAUAACUGCAUGAUUUAUUGGAGGGCGGAUGAUCAGCGGACUACAUGCAAAUUUUGUGGGAAGCCUCGUUAUAAAGAUACGAGUGGAAGAGUUCCAGUGCCAUAUAAAAGGAUGUGGUAUUUGCCUUUGACGGAAAGGUUGCAGAGGUUGUAUCUUUCAGAACGCACAGCGAAACGAAUGAGAUGGCAUGCAGAGCAUUCAACAGAUGGUGAGAUUAGACAUCCUUCAGAUGCAAAAGCUUGGAAACAUUUCCAAUCAACAUAUCCCGACUUUGCGUAUGAGAGAAGAAAUGUCUACCUUGGAUUAUGUACUGAUGGUUUCAGCCCGUAUGGGAAGAGUGGAAGACAAUAUUCUCUAUGGCCAGUCAUUGUUACACCAUACAACUUACCCCCAAACUUGUGCUUGCGACGAGAGUUUUUGUUUCUCUCCAUUCUCGUUCCCGGACCAGAGCAUCCUAAGAGAUCACUUGAUGUGUUUCUUCAGCCACUAAUAUAUGAGUUGCAACAACUAUGGGCUCAAGGUGCUGAAACAUACGAUAUUUCGUGUAAAGAAAACUUUCAAAUGCGGGCAGUACUAAUGUGGACAAUAAGUGAUUUUCCAGCAUAUGGUAUGUUAUCUGGAUGGACAACGCAUGGAAGGCUAUCAUGUCCAUAUUGUCAAGAUAACACUGAUGCUUUCCAACUAAAACACGGAAGGAAAACGUGUUGGUUUGACUGUCACAGGAGAUUCCUACCACCUGAUCAUCCAUAUCGUAGGAGUAGGAAUUUGUUUACGAAGAACAAGAGGGUGUUUGACAGUCCACCUGCGGAAAUUAGUGGGAAAGGUUUGAAGACACAACUAAGAGAUUUUGGUGCAGAAAGGACGCCAGACGUCGGUGGACAUGCGCGUUUUCCGGUAGAUGCUGUUGGAAACCUACAUAACUGGCACAAAAAAGUAUAUUCUGGGAUCUGCCAUACUGGGAGGAUCAUUUGCUAA